Falco peregrinus (peregrine falcon) is the source of this 3968-nucleotide messenger RNA. It is a transcript of the gene ZP4, whose product is annotated as zona pellucida glycoprotein 4. Gene Ontology annotation, cellular component: egg coat. Gene Ontology annotation, molecular function: structural constituent of egg coat; acrosin binding. The transcript is spliced from 11 exons. Gene Ontology annotation, biological process: binding of sperm to zona pellucida; prevention of polyspermy. The coding region runs from base 1687 to 3435 and encodes 582 amino acids. The record is from RefSeq and is a predicted model, not a curated record. NCBI's taxonomy places the organism in Eukaryota, Metazoa, Chordata, Aves, Falconiformes, Falconidae.
UUACCCAAUUAUCAUCAGGUAAUGCAGUCAGGUGAAGCAUUCAGCAGUCACACAGUGGCUGUGAGAUUUGAGCAAGCCGCCUUGGCACAACGCUCAGCUCGCACAGCGUGAAGCCUCCCCCCUGCCAAAGUCCGAAUGUUCCCCCGGGUGCCUCUCCGUCGCAGCUGCCCACAUCCUAGGCAGAUGCUGGGACAAGCACAUUUGGUUCAUGAGCGCUGCUCAAAAAGCAGCUGUGCUGGCAACCUGUUGAGAUCCCGUUGCUUCAGUCCUGCUGUGCAGGGUGGCUGAAGAGUUCUUGUGUUUUGUGGAGCAGCCCUCCUGGCUGGUGCAUGCCAUGAGCAGUGUGGAGGGUAGGCACAGUGAUGUUCCUCACCCAGCUAGGAUCACGGCAUCCCGUACAGCUGUAGAAGGAUGACAGGGUGUGUGGAAGAGCAGAAGAAACAGCUCCCUUGGACUCAGCUACUCCCUGCACCUAUAGAUGAGGGCUGGCCAGAGGGGCGAGCUGCUGCCUGCUGCAUGGUGCUCCAUCUGGGAGCUGGAGGGUCUGCUGGGAGCAGAAGUGUGGAUGGCUACCAAUGGAAGUGCAUUAUUAACAGUUAAAAUUAGAAAACCUACUCAUUGAACCUACACACUGCUGGAAUGUUUGUGAUCAUCUAGUUCCAAAGAAAUAAGCAGGUUACAAAAGAAUGUGAUGGCACAGGCUAUGCCAGUGCUCCCGCUGCAAAAAAUAGGGCAUAAAAAGGCAUGCACAAACUAUGUGUGCAUCACCUGUGCAACAGUGCAAAGACAUUCACACCUUUGUUGCAGGAAUGCAGAAACAUCUGUAGAGAAAGAUGGAUAAUGAGGCUUUCACUCUGUGUGUGUGCCAUAGCCUGAUGCGUGGCCAGGGAGAAGGCUCUAUGUGAGAUGCUGCCGUACAGGCAGGCAGUGGGUGCUGGCAGGCAGAGCUUUCUCUGGGAUCACAGCUGUUCCCCUUACCUGUGUCUCAGGCCCACCUUAGGGGUCCAUCUGCCAGCUUUUGCAGGUGGGAGUCCCACAGAGGAUAUGGUCCUGCCACCAGGCAGCCUGGAGCAGUCCUGCAGCUGUCCCACACAGCCACCCUGCAAAUGGGGCCAUAGUCCGCAGCCAGGAGUGUUUAAGGGGAAUCUCCUCCUUUUAGGUGUGCAAAGCCUCCUGAGCUCCGUGUUUUCCACAGAUUUCACGUGAAGGGCUAUUACUGUGCUUAUACAUCAGCAUCCUGUGUCUGGCAUUUGAAGCAGUGGCACCUCUAGAAGCGCAAAGGAGCAUUGUCACUGAGCUGCUUGCACCCCUGCAGUGAGCAAUUAGAGCAGCAGGUGGAUCUCCUGGACGGGUCAGCUGUGGGAAGAGCUCAGCAUGAGAAAAAAGGGUUUGAAGACCCUCCUGGUGCUCUGCAGUAGACUGCACAGAUGAGCUCCUCUCAGCUGGGUGAUAUGAAUACAGACCCUUCUCUUGACAUAAGCUCAGCUCCUGCCCUGUGUUUUUUUUCAAACCAACAGUGCCAACAGACUGUGGUGGGUUCAGCGCCAGCUGAGGACAAUGGAAGGUGCUAAAUUGCUGGGCUGGGUCCACCUGGAUGCUUCAGGAACUUCUGAUCCCAGCUGGCUCCACAGUUUAAAAGGGCUAGGCUAAGGGCAGCUGCUUCAUGGUCCUCAGCAGGAGAGCAGCAUGGGUGUUGCAGGGCAGUCUAGGACUGCAUGUAGAGCCAUGCUCUUCUGGGGGUUUCUUGUGUCCCUUGCUUUUGUUGUGGGGUUUCAGGAUGGUGUUUUUUCUGAUUCCAUCCUGCUGGCUUGUGGCCAGGAUAGCCUGCAGCUCACCUUGCCUUCAGGCUGGGAAGGGAAUGCUUCCUUCAUGCUGGUUGCUUGGGAUAAACAGGGAAAGGCACACACUCUGCAGAAUGACUCUGACUGUGGGCUCUCGGUAUCUGGGACUCCAGAUGGCUCCAGGAAAGUAUUGGUCUCCUAUGCUGGCUGUUACAUCUUUGAAUGGGUGAGUGACCUUAGUGGUUCUGCUGGGACUGUGGCUACUGCUGCUCUGGUUGCCCUGACUGGUGUGGUUCUUCCCCAGGAUGGUAAUUAUGUCAUGCUGGUUGGGCUUGAAGAAACAGAUGCUGCUGGACAAAAGGCUCUUCACAAGGAGGAGCUCCUCAGGUGCCCUGUGGACCUUCCUGCCCUGGAUGCUCCCAGCAGCACUGUCUGCUCUGCUGUCCUCAGCCAGGACCGGCUGUCCUGUGCCACCUUGCCUGUCAGCCAGGGAGACUGCGAGGCGCGAGGCUGCUGCUACGACCCUCGGGAUGGGGUGAAGCCUUGCUACUUUGGUAACACAGUGACGGCUCACUGCACACCAGAUGGCCAGUUUUCCAUAGCCAUCUCUAGGGAUGUGACCCUGCCACCUGUUGACCUGGACUCUGUGCACCUGGCCAGCGGGCACGGCGCUGGCUGCAUCCCUGUGGUGAAGAGCAAUGCCUUUGCUGUGUUCCAGUUCCCACUCUCUGCCUGUGGCACCACAUUCCAGGUGACUGGAGACCAGGCUAUAUAUGAGAAUGAGCUGGUGGCAUCCAGGGAUGUGAAGACUGGGAGCCUUGGCUCUGUCACUAGGGAUAGCACAUUCAGGUUACAUGUCCGCUGUAGUUACUCCAUCACUGGCAGCUUCAUUCCCUUAAGUGUUCAGGUCUUCACCCUGCCACCACUCCCUGCUGUGUCCCAGCCAGGUCCUCUGGCCUUGGAGCUACGUGUUGCCUCAGAUGGAAGCUAUACUUCCUACUAUACUGAUAGUGACUAUCCUGUUGUGAAGACUCUGAGAGACCCCAUUUAUGCUGAAGUCAAGAUCCUUCAGAGAACAGACCCAGACCUGAUCUUGGUCCUGCACCACUGCUGGGCCACACCAAGUAUCAAUCCCCAGCACCAGCUGCAGUGGCCUGUUCUGGUGGAUGGGUGCCCUUAUGCAGGGGACAACUAUCAGACACAGCUGGUGCCUCUGAGUCUUGCCUCAGGACUGCUGUUCCCCUCUCACUACCAGCGUUUCACCCUCUAUACAUUCACCUUUGUGGACUCUGCUUCCCAAGAGAUGCUCUCUGGGCUGGUGUACCUGCACUGCAGUGCUUCAGUGUGUCACCGCUCUGUACAAGAGUUCUGCAUCAUCACUUGUCCUGCUACAGCCAGGGGCAAAAGGAGUACUGAGCAUCUUCAGAAUGGUGCCUCCCAUGUCUCCAGCAAAGGCCCUGUGAUUUUCCUCCAGGAUGAGCUGAGACAAGACACAGCCAAGGAUGGCCUCAGAGCAGCUGUGUGUGCUGCAGCCCCCUGGGCCCUGGGGCUUGCUGCUGUGGUGACUGGUGCAGCUCUGAGUGUGAUGCUGGUGGCUGCUGCGCUGUGGCAAAGGAAGGCACCUGUAAUGCACGAGAUCAAUGUAACACAAUAAAGCAGCUGCCAAACCCCCUUGGGCUGUGGUACUCCUCCCUAACACAGAGCACAUGGGGUUCAACAGGAGGGUCUUGGGGACCCCAGCUGCAAGGCUUUGCUUGCAAAUAAAUUAUCUUGACUGUGAGCAAGCUUUUCAAAUGCUGUCUCUCCAAAUCUAUCUUGCUUGCUGGGUAUUAUUCUGCUCUGGGUUUAGUACUGUCUGCCGUCAAUGGGGAGCCCUUGUCAUGGCCCAAGCUUCUGGGAAGCUGCAGGCUGAUAAGUGGUAUCUGUGUUUCUGCCAGUGCCUAAGGUAGCCUUCAAAAUUACUUGCUUAUCUUUGCUCAUCUCGAAGUGCAGCAAAACUGAUGAAGAACAAAUCCUGCUUCUCCUCUGGGGAUGCAGAGCUGGUGUUUGUGCAGAGGAGCUGGGAUUGCCCACUUGCCCCUGAGCUCACUAAGUCAGGGCUGUGCUUGUGUGGCAAGCCUUCAUGGCAAAGCACUGUCCAAAUGGGCCUUCCUAAUGAUGACAACAUGAACCUCCCUCUUGCUUUGG